UUCGGUCUUCAGUCCCAUAUUGAUUCGUGGAGAGUCACCGUCGGUUUCAGUCAGGCUAAAAUCAAGGAGCCAGCCGUUUGUUGGUGGCGUACUACAUCGGGAACGGUGCGAUUUUCACGCGGUGGCUGCAUGGCCGCACGCGUUCACUCACGUCCUGUUCCGGUCCUGCGAGGAAGAUGUCGUUUAGCAUAAUUUCGACUGUACAAAGACGAAGGACCACAUAAUAAAAUCCACAGUGACUUUCAGCAAAUGACUUGACUGGCAAAAUCAACCAAAUGAAUAAAUCAAACACUGAUUGCAAUGGACCAAUACAAAUGAGUGACAUUUCUGUGAUAGACAACAAACCCUGGAAGUGUUCCGAGGCCAACAACGGUUACUUAAAAUCAAAAACAGGUGCCGAAGAAUCACUUCUAGAUAGCAGCGCAGUUAGUACCGUCGUACAAGUGGCGGGUAGCGGCACGAAAACGAUGGUGGUGCCCAGAACGAAGCCGGCAAAGGAAAAAUGUUUGUUCGCCACCGUUCUAGCCCUCAUCAUAUUCUGCGGCGUUCUCGUGUUCAUCAUCGUGGGCAGCAAAGCACCGCAUUGCUUCGACACGAGACGGUCCGUCUGUCUAACCGAAGAAUGCGUCAGAACGGCGUCAUCCCUGCUGUCUGCGAUGGACCACACGGCGGACCCUUGUGUGGAUUUUUUUCAAUACGCCUGCGGCACGUGGAAUAAAAAGCACCCCAUCCCCGAAGACAGAAGUUCCAUAAGCACUUUCGAAGUUAUGGCUGAUCAACUUCAACUAAUACUUAAAGGUGUGUUGGAGGAGCCGAUCAACUUGGAGGACAACGACGCCACCAGAAAGGCUAAGACUUUUUACAACACCUGCAUGGAUAUUUUCCAGAUUCGUAAAAUUGGCGAUGGUCCCCUGCGAGAAGUUCUGGACAAGCUGGGCGGAUGGCCGGUGACGAGGGGUCCCGAUUGGACGCCGCCAGCCUUCUCCAUCGAGACGUUGAUGGGACGGAUACGCGGCAUAUACAACGAGGGCGUGCUGGUCGAAACGUGGGUCGGACCGGACGACAAAAACUCCUCCGUUAACAUCAUCCAGAUGGACCAGAUGCAGCUGGCACUCCCCAGCAGGGACUACUACUUAAAGAAGAGCAGCGAGGGCGACAUGAACGCUUACCACAAAUACAUGACCAACAUCGCCGUACUUCUUGGCGCCAACAAAACAACCGCAGGCGAUGAACUGAAGCAGCUCGUCGAGUUCGAACGAAAAUUGGCUAAUGCUUCUUUACCAGAGCAAGAUAGACAUGACACCAGCGUGAUCUAUAAGAAACUCACGUUGGAGGAGUUGCAAAAAAUUGUGCCCCAGAUCAACUGGCUGGAAUACUUGAACUCGUUUUUGGACGUGGAUCUGAUCGACCAAGAACCUGUCGUCGCUUACGGAUUGUCUUACUUUCAGGAAAUGGGCAAAAUCCUUGCUGAAACUGACAGGAGAGUUAUUCACAAUUAUGCACUGUGGCGUUUGAUCAUGUCUCUUUCACCACACCUAAUCGACGAUUACCAAAAGGAGCGGGUGGAAUUCCGCAAAAUCCUCCAAGGUGUCCUCAGUGAAAGACACAGAUGGUCCCAGUGCGUCGAAUGGACUAACAAGAAACUGGGGAUGGCGGUUGGUGCACUUUUCAUCCGGGACAACUUUAAUCACGAGAGCAAAGAAACAGCUUUAACCAUGAUUCACACAAUACGUGAGGCAUUUAAUGAACUUCUGGCCGAGAAUCACUGGAUGGACGACGAAACAAGGGCUGUCGCUAAGGAGAAAGCUGACGCGAUGAAUGAGAGAAUUGGUUAUCCUGCUCUCAUCACUAACAAAGAGGAGUUAGUUAAGGAAUACGCCAAUUUGAACAUCACGAGGAAGGAAUUCAUGACCAACGUGCUGAAUCUGUUGAGAUACGACGCUCAGCAGAACUUGCAAAAGUUGCGCCAGCCUGUCGAUAAAGAUAAAUGGUCGACUGAACCUGCUGUUGUCAACGCCUUUUACAAUCCCAACAAAAAUGAUAUAGUUUUUCCCGCUGGAAUCCUGCAGCCAUUAUUCUACAGUCAACACUUCCCUAAAUCCUUGAAUUACGGGGGAAUUGGUGUCGUCAUAGGUCACGAAAUCACUCACGGAUUUGACGACAAAGGAAGACAAUUCGACAAGGACGGGAACAUGAUGCACUGGUGGAACAACGCGACGAUUCGGGCCUUCAGGGAGAGAACCCAAUGCAUAAUUAACCAGUACUCCCGCUACAAAAUCGAUGAGGUGGGACUUUUCGUUAAUGGAAGGAUGACGCAGGGAGAGAAUAUCGCCGACAACGGAGGUUUAAAACAAUCCUUUAGGGCGUACCGUAAGUGGGUCAGUCAACACGGACCGGAACCAGAUUUGCCAGGUUUGAAUUUGACGCACGAUCAGUUGUUUUUCUUGAACUACGCGCAAAUUUGGUGCGGGUCCAUGAGACCGGAGGACGCUUUGACGAAGGUCAGGUCGAGCGUUCACUCUCCCGGACCCAUCCGCGUGUUGGGCCCGUUGUCCAACUCAAAGGACUUCGCCAACGCGUACAAUUGUCCGGAGGGUUCGCCCAUGAAUCCGAAGAACAAAUGCAGCGUGUGGUAAACGGAUGGGGGUUGAAGGUUUGGAGUUAAACUUUCGAUUAGAUACUAACAACUUUAAGGUUUUUCGAAGUAAUGGAGUUUUUAUACUGGUGUACUGUGAAAAUUCAAUGGAGAAGGGAUGGCGGAGAUUUUACGGGAGGCAACGUUUAAAUGGGAACACUUAGGGUCGCAAUACUUAAAUUACUAAGUACGUAAAGUAGGUUUGCGUUUAGUUGGGCAAGAAUUUGCACAAAUGACACUAUACUGAUUUAUUAUAAGGGGAGCAGUCUCUCUUUAGUAUUACUUUUAACACUUUUACAAUAUCUCUCCUACCCUUAAAAAAUAUAUAUAAAUAACUCCCAGCUUUUAGUGGGUUAGCAACAUUUAUCAUAGAUUUAGUGACGCAUUUUUGUUUAUUUUUUUGUUCACAUAACAGAAACUAGAGUGGUUUUACGUAUGCCAAUUCCUAAAAACUAAAUUAUGUAUAAUUAAACAAUGUAAUUAUUAGAUAAAUCUCUAUUGUCUUAAAUGUUACUUUUAACCAUUUGUAUAUACUGUCUAGAACACCGAUUAAUUAUAGUGUCCAUGUAAAUCUGUCAGUUUUACGUUACAAAUCCAUAAAGCACAAUUUAAUGAUAUAAUCAAGUACCUUACCUAUAUAAGUGUAAAUAACAUUAUAUAACAAUAAUCCACUAUACCUUGUACUUUAUAAUUAAGAGAAUGCAUUGGUAAUUCUGCAUCUAAUAAGUUGCAAUACAAAUCUUCAUUUAAAGUUUAAAAAUUAUAUAACUACGAAUUCAUUCUCUUAAAUUUAUUAGAGUGAAACUAUGCGUGACUUAAUUAAUAUAUACACGUAUUUAAUGUUACUGAACACGAGUUGAAUAACAAAAAUUGACAUAUCUUCUUAAUUAAUUAUAUAUCUGUACUAAACUGUGUUCUAUUAAUAUUGCAACUGUAUAUAAUGUAUGUUUUAUAUACCCGGAAAUAGGAAAUUCUCUCAUAAAAAUUUCUGGUAAAAUAUAAUCUCUGUAUGUGCUAUUCUAUAAAUCACGACGUUGUGUGUAUUUUCACAUUGCUACUUGGUGUGAUAUUUAUUAAUAAACAUACUUCCUAACCU
This is a messenger RNA of Aethina tumida (small hive beetle), 3731 nucleotides long. RefSeq names its product neprilysin-1-like. The transcript has 15 exons. The coding region runs from base 276 to 2636 and encodes 786 amino acids. The record is from RefSeq and is a predicted model, not a curated record. Gene Ontology annotation, molecular function: metalloendopeptidase activity. Lineage: Eukaryota; Metazoa; Arthropoda; Insecta; Coleoptera; Nitidulidae. Gene Ontology annotation, biological process: protein processing. Gene Ontology annotation, cellular component: plasma membrane.